This is a messenger RNA of Haemonchus placei, 711 nucleotides long. The record is from the annotation of a GenBank genome assembly. Lineage: Eukaryota; Metazoa; Nematoda; Chromadorea; Rhabditida; Trichostrongylidae.
AUGAAGCGACGGCAUGGUCAAAACAGAUGUGUGCUAGAGAACAUCCUUCCAAGCCAUGUGGCUAAACACUUCCUCGAGGAUAAGGUCAGCAGCAAAUCGAAGGAUCUUUAUCAUGAGGCUAGGGACUACGCCUGCAUCAUCUUCAUUACAAUCACCGACUUCAGUCGUUUCUACAUGGAAUUGGAUGCAAACAACGAAGGCGUCGAAUGUCUACGACUCCUGAACGAGAUCAUAUCAGAUUUUGACGAGCUCUUAGAUAGAGAAGAAUUCAAAUGUAUAGAGAAAAUCAAGACGAUCUCUACGACAUACAUGGCAGCUAGUGGACUUGCUGGAAAGAUCGAAGGAAAUGCACAUGUGGUAGCUGUGGCUAACUUUGCACUGCAGCUCCUCGCCAAAAUCAAAGUCAUCAAUGAGCACAGCUUCAACAAUUUCGAUCUCCGAAUAGGAAUCAAUACUGGCCCAGUGGUUGCUGGUGUAAUUGGACUGAUGAAACCACACUAUGAUAUUUGGGGUAAUUCGGUAAAUGUCGCAAGUCGUAUGGAUUCCUCAGGAGUACCUGGGAAAAUACAGGUGACCGAAGAAACAAAAAGCAUUUUGGAAAAGGAAGGUUUCGAAUUUGAAUGUCGUGGAGAGAUCAAUGUGAAAGGCAAAGGACUGAUGACCACGUACUUCUUGAAAACAGCUCCUGAUCAAGAGGAAUUAUUCAUUUGA